Molecule: messenger RNA, 1033 nt
Organism: Closterium sp. Naga37s-1
Lineage: Eukaryota; Viridiplantae; Streptophyta; Zygnematophyceae; Desmidiales; Closteriaceae
Source: the annotation of a GenBank genome assembly
CUGUUUCCUCCUCCUCAUGGCGACCUCUCUCGCCCUCCCCUCCCUCCCUCUACUGGUCCUUCAGCUUGCGCCCGAUGGCAGUGCAGUCAACUUCCCCAGUUGGCUGAACUGUCUUGAGCGCACGCUGUCUUGCACCCUCGUGAGUGGCUUUAACCUAUGGUUUUUCACUCAGCAGAGUGGUUCUGGCGCCAUUCCCACCUCUCCCUCUGGACCCACCUCUUCCUCCUCUGACCCCUAUGCUGAUGGCCUCCGUGCUGCCAUUGCUGAAACUGAGCGGCUUGUGACCACGGCGCAAGCCACCGCCACGGCUGCUCCUGACAAUGCUGCUGCCCGUGACUUAGCUCGUAUUCUUGCUGAGUCCCUCGAGAGCACCCGCAAGCGCCUCACUGAGCACCUCGCUGCCCCUUCUCCUCGCUCUGCGUCUACGCCCAUUUCCUCUGCUCCAUCUCACUCUGACCUUCUUGCUGACUGGCAUGUUGCCAACGCACGUGCCUAUCAGGUCAUCCUUGCCUGCCUCCCUCCAACUCUUCUCCCUCAGUGCUCGCACAUCCGCUAUGCCAAGGACCUUCCCGGCUAUCUUACCAAGCGCUUCCAGUCGCAGACUCCUAUUAGUGUCAUUGCCCUCUUACGCGAGCUCACCUCUCUUCGUCUUGCUGACUUCACCACCAUGGCGGACUACAUCGCUCGUGUGCAGACGAUGUCCUCCCAACUUGCCUCUCAAAAGUUUGAACUUUCCGAUCAUGUGUGCGGUGCCCUCCUCCUCACAGGCCUCACUCCUGAAUACAGUGUUCAUGUCACUCUGUAUGGUGAGCGCCCUGCCGACCAGUGGUCGUUCUCCCGUGUCUCUGCCUUCCUCCUCCAGGCAGAGCUCAACCUCCGCAGCUGCCCUCCUACUGCCGCCGCUGUCACACCCUCUUCCGCCCCCCCCCCCCUCUCCCCACCUCCACUGCCGCCGCUGCUUCCUCUCGCCCUCGCAACACCUUUCCUCCUUGCACCUACAUCAUUCGCCAGGGGCCCCGCAAGGUCAGGAUAG